UUAGGAACGAGGCCAAUUGCUGCUCCUCUGGAUGCCAUCUCGACUCACUGGCGUCAUAGGGACAACUUAUGUAACUCUGCCGUGCCUUGUUGCUGCGGAACAUGAUCAUCCCGCAUCCAAUCGCUUUGUCAUGGCGAAUCGGUGUAAUUACAUUCUCAGCUCCUGCGGCGGCGCCCACCUCACGACUGGCUCAGGUAGGAUGGCUGCCGUUUUUGUAUAUCUGAUAAAGAUUCUCGGACCCUAUUGUGCAGAGCGCAUUGGCUUGUGAAAGUCCAAUGACC
This is a messenger RNA of Trichoderma harzianum CBS 226.95, 281 nucleotides long. RefSeq lists its product as hypothetical. NCBI's taxonomy places the organism in Eukaryota, Fungi, Ascomycota, Sordariomycetes, Hypocreales, Hypocreaceae. The record is from RefSeq and is a predicted model, not a curated record. The coding region runs from base 32 to 268 and encodes 78 amino acids. The transcript has 2 exons.